AUUUUACUUCUUAAAUUUUGUAGACCCUAGCAAGUUGCUUCAUUUGUUUCUUUGGGCUCUUUUUUCUUGGAUCUGAGAUGUUUGGCAUUAAUGGAGUCUUGUGCAAGUACAAUAUAGAGAUGGGUGUGGGUGGAGUUCAGUCUAGCGCCGUGUACAUAUCGUGUUUCUUUCUUGGCAAGUUGCUGACAUUUUGGCAAAGAUGAUUUGAAGAGUGUUGGCCCAGCUCAUUAAUGCUAACUUGUAUUUUUGUGAUGGAGAGAGCUCAAGAGGAGGCAAAAAGAAAAGAAUCCUCUUUUUGGUGGCCUUUUUGUUGGUCGGGUUGAAACAUAGAAAGUUUUUCUCCCGCUUAAGUUACUAGUUAAAGGGAACGGGCUCGGUCUUUAAGUAACUGAUUGGUCGCGAGAGCUGUUAAGAGGAAAGGAAGUGUUUGGUGUUAUGACUUGUUAGUCGAAAGGGCGAGGUUUUGUUGUUUUGGGAUUUGGUGGCAGUUCUAUGUGACCUUUCUACAGCUUUAAUGGACUGCAAUCUGAGAUCUCCCAUGCAGUGGGACUGGGAGAACUUGAUGAUGUACAACUCGUCUCAGACUGAGAGAGACAAAAAGCAGCUAUCGAUUGAGUGGGAAGUGGAGAAUGGUGAGGGCAUCGAAUCUGUAGUUCCAUGUUUCUCUGGUUUUGAGGGAGUCAGCAGCGGCUCUGGUACCAAUUUCUGGCACACUGCUCUGUCGAAAAGCUCGCAAUCCACAUCUGUUACUUCUUCGUCGCCUGAGGCUAAUAAAACAUGUAAGCUUGCUUCGGAAAGUAUCCCUGAAGAUUCUUGCAGCAACAUAGAAUUUGAGCAGGUGAAGGCAUCCCCGGCUGUCGAGGUAUCUGUUGGCUCCUCUGCCGAAUCCUUUCUUGGUUUAAAACUAGGAAAGAGGACCUACUUUGAAGAUUUUUGUGGUGGAAACAAUAAUAAUGACAUUUCAGCCAUUUCUGUGAAGUUGACACCAUCUGUUGCUAUGAAGAAAUCCAAAUCGAUCGGUCAGAGCAUGCAAGUUCCCCGUUGCCAAGUUGAGGGUUGUGACCUCGAUCUCUCUUCUGCUAAGGACUAUCAUCGUAAGCAUAGAGUUUGUGAAAGCCAUUCUAAGUGCCCCAGAGUUAUCGUGUGUGGCCUGGAACGCCGGUUCUGUCAACAGUGUAGCAGGUUUCAUGCUCUGUCCGAGUUUGAUGAGAAGAAGCGAAGCUGUCGUAAAAGGCUUUCUCAUCACAAUGCACGGCGUCGCAAACCACAAGGAGCGUACCCACUGAAUCCAGCAAAGAUCUACGAAAGGACACAGCAACAGACAAAUCUGCUGUGGAAUGAGCUGAGGCUCAAUACAAGGUCGGAGCAAAGGUAUGGAUGGGGAGCCUCAUACGGAAGCAGACCAGAAAGCGGGUUUACACUGAGUUUCGAGAGAGGAGGCCAUUGCAAUGGCGUGGAGGAGCAGCUCUUCUCCAACAGUAGUAGUAGUAGUAGUCAUCAUCAUCAGCCGAUUCAUGCUUAUUCGGCCUUCCAGAAUACCGCUGCUGCCGGCUGUUUCUCGUCAGGGAAAUCCACCAUCAUCGGCUUUCAGCUUCCUGGCAAAGAAGGAUACUCGGGAGGAAAUGAAGCUCAGGACUUGCACAGUGCUCUCUCUCUUCUGUCAACCAAGACGUCUGAAUCACGUGGGACGAAACCACCUCCUCCUCCCCCGAGGCACCGCCAUGCCAUGGCUCAUGCUGCUGCUGAUAAUGAUGAUGAUGAUGAUGAUCCUCAUUGCCACCCCAUUUCUGAUGCUUUCCCUACUCUCUUCAUUUGAGCUUUUCAUCUGUGCCUGGAAGUGAUCCUUCUAUGACACUCGCACUGUACUCUUUUUCAUCCUGCAUCGAUCUUGUUUCCCCUCUUGUCGGGAGCUGAAGAUCAAAUUGGCUGUUUAAGACUCCCGGUUCUGUUUGUUCCUUGUUUUCCGACAUUUCUUUGCUUCUAUUCAGUUCUCCCUACUUCUGCGUAUAAA
Molecule: messenger RNA, 2011 nt
Organism: Tarenaya hassleriana
Lineage: Eukaryota; Viridiplantae; Streptophyta; Magnoliopsida; Brassicales; Cleomaceae
Product: squamosa promoter-binding-like protein 10
Exons: 5
Coding region: 515-1816 (433 amino acids)
Cellular component (GO): nucleus
Molecular function (GO): DNA binding
Source: RefSeq, a predicted model, not a curated record